Molecule: messenger RNA, 1548 nt
Organism: Heterocephalus glaber (naked mole-rat)
Lineage: Eukaryota; Metazoa; Chordata; Mammalia; Rodentia; Bathyergidae
Product: collagen alpha-1(XII) chain-like
Biological process (GO): endodermal cell differentiation
Molecular function (GO): protein binding
Source: RefSeq, a predicted model, not a curated record
GCUAACCCCCACCCCCCGGGAGCAGACCUCACCCUUGGCAGCCUUCCACCUUCCGGAAGCUUCCUAGCCGAGUCAUCUGGGUCCGGACCAGCCUUUUCUUAAGGCGCCGGCCCGGCCUCUGCGCACUCGGCAGCUGCAGAAGCCCCGUGUCUGCGCUGCUCCUCCAACCCCUCCUCGGUCACCUUCCCACUGCCGCCCGCGUUCCGGCCGCGGGGACGCCCGGCGCGAGGGUCACCGAGCACUCUGCCUCCCCUUCUCUGCCGCCCGGUCUCUGCCUACCUAGCCCCUCCGAGCGCCGCAGCGCAGAGUCAGCAGCAUGCGGACCGGGCUCCCCCCGGCGCUCGCCGCCCUGGGCGCGGCCCUGCUCCUGUCGGCCGUCGAGGCGGAAGGGAUGGAGUGUCUCACCAGAGCGGAAGCCGACAUCAUGCUGUUGGUGGACGGAUCGUGGAGCGUCGGCCGGGCGAAUUUUAGAACUGUGAGGAGUUUCAUUUCUCGUAUUGUAGAAGCCUUUGAGAUUGGCCCCCAAAGAGUGCAAAUUGGCCUUGCUCAGUACAGUGGAGACCCCAGGACGGAGUGGCAGUUAAAUGCUCACAGAGACAAGAAGAGUUUGUUGCAAGCGGUGGCAAACUUACCCUACAAAGGAGGCAACACUCUCACAGGUUUGGCUUUGAAUUUUAUUCGCCAACAGAACUUCAAGACCCAGGCUGGCAUGCGGCCUCGCGCUCGCAAGGUUGGCAUUCUCAUUACUGAUGGAAAAUCGCAAGAUGAUGUUGAGGCACCGUCCAAGAAACUCAAGGACGAAGGCGUGGAGCUGUUUGCUGUUGGUAUUAAGAACGCUGAUGAAGGUGAAUUGAAGAUGAUCGCCACGGAUCCUGAUGAUAUCCACACAUACAAUGUGGCAGAUUUUGAGUCACUCUCCACUAUUGUUGAUGACCUCACCAUUAACUUGUGCAACAGUGUCAAGGGUCCAGGUGACUUGGAAGCGCCUUCUGACUUGGUUAUUUCUGAGCGAACUCACCGUUCUUUUAGAGUGAGCUGGAAACCUCCUUCGGACAGUGUGGACAGAUACAAGGUGGAAUACUACCCCGUUUCAGGAGGGAAACGCCAAGAAUUUUCUGUGAAUCGGCUGAAAACCAGCACAGUGUUAAAAGAUCUGGAGCCUGAAGCUGAAUACGUUGUGAAUGUCUAUUCCAUGGUGGAAAAGGAAUAUAGUGAGCCUCUGAAAGGCACAGGAAAAACCUCUAAGUGAAAUUAAGCACACACAUUUGCACAUACACAUGCAUGCAUGUGCACACACAUUUUCUUACUGUUUUAUUUUCCAAGAUAAAAAGAUGAUACCCAUGUGGGAUUUUUUGUCACCCUUUGAAAUCAUCUCUCAACUUAAUAUCUAUUCUAUGAAUAUUUACCAAGUGCCUUUUUUGUGUAAGUGCCCAAUAAACGCUAGAUGGUUACCCAGUCUUGCUGGCUGCUCCUGCCCCUGCAGACCCCACUCUUGGCACGUGGGGGCCACAGCCAUAAUUUAGGGGAAAUAAACCUUUAGAAGCAUUA